Molecule: messenger RNA, 1983 nt
Organism: Fusarium verticillioides 7600
Lineage: Eukaryota; Fungi; Ascomycota; Sordariomycetes; Hypocreales; Nectriaceae
Exons: 3
Coding region: 1-1983 (660 amino acids)
Biological process (GO): sodium ion transmembrane transport
Cellular component (GO): membrane
Source: RefSeq, a predicted model, not a curated record
AUGGGGUUCAACUUCAAAAGAGUGGUCGACUUUAUCGCGCCCAGCGCAGAUAAGGAAGACGAUGGCCGUGAUAAAUGGCCCUCGCGCGCAGCCUUUGUGCUCGCUGCCAUGGGCGGCGCUGUUGGCCUCGGCAAUCUUCUCCGCUAUCCCUCCGUCGUCUUCGCCAACAAUGGUCUUCAGUGGUUCAUUCCGUAUCUCAUCGCCCUCUUCUUCCUCGGAAUCCCAGUUCUGUGCCUCGAGAUCUGCAUCGGCCAAGCCUACCGCGGCAGUGUCGUUGUCGCCUUCAAUGGGAUCAAUAAGCAUACCAAGGGUGUCGGCUUGGCCGUCAUCAUGAACGGAUUUAUCGUUGCUACUUACUACGUCCCUAUCUUGGCCUGGAUCAUGCAUUAUUUUCGAUGCUCUUUCGAGAGCCCUCUUCCCUGGACCGGUCGCGGACAGGAAUUCUACAUGCAGGAUGUUAUCGCCAAUGAUGAUCCCAUUGUUCCCGAGGGUUCUGGAUAUGUCGAGUAUCCCGGCACUGGCUUCGUCGGCGAGACUGUCGGCUGGGUUGCCUUUAUGUGGGUGCUCGUGUGGCUGUGCAUGUUCAAAGGCGUUGGGACAACCGGCAGGGUUGUCUACUUCACCAUGGGCCUGCCCGUCAUCAUGAUCAUCAUCAUCCUUGGCCGAUCAGUUUCUCUCCCAGAUGCCUCGACUGGCAUUAAGUAUUAUUUUGGUGAGUGGAAUGGUGAGAAACUCGGCAGUGGCGGUAUUUGGCAAGCAGCUUGCGGACAGAUCUUUUUCUCUAUCGGCGUGGGCUUUGGAUAUUUCACAUCCUAUGCUUCCUACAACAGCAAGCAUGCAAACGCCGUGCAGGACACUCUGAUUAUCGCAAUCUGCAACUCUCUAUAUGAAGUUGUUGGUGGCUUUGCCGUUUUUGGUGUCAUUGGUUUCUUGGGUUACUCUCCUGACGACUCGUCCAUCUCGCUGAGUACUUUUACCGUUGGCUUCUUGACUUACCCCCUUGCAUUGGCGGAAAUGCCGGGUGCCAACGUCUGGGCUGUUCUAUUUUUCCUCACGCUGGCUGUUCUUGGCCUCAGCUCCGCGUUUGCUCUCAGCGAAUCCCUUGUCACGCUCAUCUGCGACUGUGGACUGGGUCGCAAGUUCUCGAGAGUACUGAUCACCACUGUCAUCAUUCUUCUUUCCUUCCUCCUCUCCCUUAUAUAUUGUACCAAAUUCGGCUUCUACCUCCUCGACGCUGUCGACACCUGGAUCAACAAUCUCUCACUCAUCUUUGUGGUCUGGUGCGAGUGUGUAUGUGCUACGACCCUCUAUCGCUAUAAGGAUGUCGUUGGACAGAUUGGAUGGACGGGGUACCUAGUUUACAACAUCGGUUAUGUCUUAUCUAUGGUACUUGGUGUAGCAAUCGGUCAUGCCGUGAGCCCUGCUGCCGGCGCAGGCGUUGGAUUCGGCAUUUUCAUCGCAUCUAAUAUUCUCGCCAUCAUUCUUUCCAAGUCCCCCGACUCUAGACCUCCUGGAUUCUUUGGCAAGAACAAUGUAUUGUCGAAGAUGUGGUGGUUCUCAUUCUACUCUUUCAACCAGCUUCGCCGAGAUCUCAACAUCGUCGUUGCAGGUGGAAAGAGAUGGAACAUCCCAGUCUUCUGGGGCUUCGUCCUCCGAUACAUCUCAGCCCCAAUCUUGGCAAUAAUCGUUUCUUUUGCCUUCCCGUUGUUCUACACCAAGCGAAACGACCCGUUGCAUAUUUUCGCCUUCGCUUCCGCUUGUGGCGUUAUGUGUAUUGUUGCCGCUGGCUUCAUCCUCCCGCGAUGGUUCGACGUCUUCGUCCCUCCUGAGAAGCUCCAUCUUAGUGAUACUUUCUAUGCCCCUCAGGUGGUCAUGGCUCCUCUCGAGGUUCAUCGCGAUGAGGUCAUUGAGCAUGGACAACGUGCUGGGGAGGGAUAUGUCGAGCCUUACCCGAGGAAGAAGACAGAGGCUCAGAGCUUCUGA